Molecule: messenger RNA, 1755 nt
Organism: Gossypium arboreum
Lineage: Eukaryota; Viridiplantae; Streptophyta; Magnoliopsida; Malvales; Malvaceae
Product: UPF0496 protein At2g18630-like
Exons: 2
Coding region: 441-1613 (390 amino acids)
Source: RefSeq, a predicted model, not a curated record
UUUCUCAUCAUUCCUACAAUCAAACCCUGCUCUCCUCUCACCCUUCGCACACCUUACGGUUGUUGGAAAGAAUAUAAGUAAUAAAGCACACUUUUGACUUCAUUCUUCUUAUCUUUCCCCCUCUCUCACAAUUAUUUUCUCUCAUUUUCCUUUCUUUUCUCCUCUCGAAAUCCUUAUCUAAUGCUAUUGGGUGCCUCCUUGAGUACACUGGAUCGUAGCAGCUUCGUUUUUUUCGAGCUCUAUUAUCUGCUAAGGAUUUCAAGAGAGAAGAAAUCAGGAAUCGAGAAACCAUCAAUUCUUAAGACUUUCCACUUCAAAUUCAGUUUUCAUUGGAGAAGGGCAUAGGAGACCACUUGAUUACUGGGUUUUCACUUAAAUUUGAAGUUUCUUCAGCACUGUAAACCUAGUUACUACAGUGUUUCUGGGUUUGUUGAUCAGUUAUGAUGGGGUGCAAAUCUAGCAAAACGAAAGGAGGUGUUGUAGAAGUAUCUUCUCAAGGCAGGAGCGAUUCUGGGAUUGAAUCAGACUUGAGCUCCUACGAGGCUGCUUGUAGAAAUGAUUCGACUUUGCAGCAAUUUGAUGCGACCCUCCAUCAACGCACCAACGAUGUCAUUGGCACACUGGCUGCUAAUAUGGGUGUUCAAGCUUUAUCUUUUGACUCACUCAAAGAGGUCACUGGAUGUGUUUUUGAAACCAACCAAGAAGUGGUGAAAAUCAUCUUAGAAUGUCAGAGAGAUAUAUGGAACAAUCCAGACUUGUUUUCUUUGGUUGAGGAAUACUUCGACAACACUAAAAAGACUUUAGAAUUCUGCACUGCUCUUCAGAAUUGCCUCAAGCGUGCUCGAAACAACCAGUUAAUCAUUCAGUUGGCUGUUAAGAAUUUCGAGGAAGAGGUGGGUUUACAAGUCGGGGAUGAUGAGAGGAAAUUUGUGAAGACCUUAGAAGAACUAAGGAAAUUUAAAGCAGCUGAGGAGCCAUUCACUAAGGAGUUCUUUAUACUGUUUGAUUCGGUCCGUAGGCAGCAGGAAUUAAUGCUACGGAAAUUGGUAUCUCGGAAGAGAAAGCUCGAUAAGAAAAUGGAAUCUCUGAAAACAUGGAGGAGGGUGUCGAAUGUAUUGUUUGUAGCCACUUUUGUUUCGGUAUUGAUUUUCUCCGUGGUGGCAGCAGCCAUAGCUGCACCGCCUGUUGUCACAGCUUUGGCGGGUGCAAUGGCGGUUCCUAUUGGUUCGGUCGGAAAAUGGUGCAACUGGCUUUGGAAGCGCUAUGAGAACGAGCUGCAAGGGCAGAAGGAGUUAAUAAUCGGAAUGGAGAUCGGUUCCUGCAUUACAAUCUAUGACAUGGAAAACAUAAAAGUGCUGAUUAGCCGGUUGGAAAUUGAGAUGGAAUCUUUAUUGCAUAAUGCUGAUUUUGCAGUUAGAGAAGAAGAUGCAGUGAAGCUUGCAAUCAAUGAGAUCAAGGGAAAAUUAGAAGCAUUUAUGAAAACCAUUGAGGAAUUGGGUCGACAGGCCGAAAAUUGUAGCCGUGAUAUUAGGAUGGCGAGGACGGUAGUUUUGCAGAAGAUGAUGAAACGUUCUGGGAAUUCAUCAACGGGUGACAGCCCGUGGGAAGUGUAGCAAUGAGGUAAAUUUCAGUGUGUUAAUGUUGUAAUAAUUUUAUGCUGUAUUCAAGGUAAUGAAAUUGGUCCACUGGAUUUGAUCUUAUACGUAUAACAGUUGCAUUGUUCAAUUUUAGACUAUUUUCUUGUGUAGAAACAAA